AGGAAUGGGAUUGACUGGAUAGUCAGGGUAAAACACUUGUAUGUCCUCUGCUUUCGUUUUUUCAAGCUCAAAGAGCUUGUGAGACUAUUAUUGCAGUGGGUCUAUCACUUCCAGCAAGGGAGAACUUCAUGUAAAACUGGGGUUUUGGAGAAGUCAUCCUUCAAAACUGAUGAGCUGAGAGUCCGAUAUUCAGAGGAGUGUUCCCAUAGCUCUGUGGCCAUUAUGGCAAGUCCAGCCUGGGACCAAGGUGGAGACACACAGCACCUCUAUUGGCCAGACGUCCCAGAGAGCUCCAUCGUCCCAGAGCAGGAUGAAGACAAGUUGACCCAUGAUCAGCUAUGCCUUCCUGGCUUCGACAUGCUUGCCAGAGACAACGGGGAAGGGUCGCUUGGGGCGGUGAACACCCCAAGGGGAGAGCUGGAGAGGAGCAGCAUGGCGGAAGGUUGCAGUCUGGAGCUGGUGCAGAGUAUGGUGGUGGGGGAGGUGCUGAAGGACAUCAAGAUGGCCUGCAAGAUGCUCAACAUUGGACCCAACCCUGCAGAGUGGACAGCAGGCAAUGUCCAGAAGUGGGUGCUGUGGACCGAACACCUGUACAAGCUGCCCCCCGUGGGUGAGGCCUUCCAGGAGCUCGACGGCAAAGACCUGUGUGCUCUGACCGAGGCCGACUUUAGGCAGGUGUCCCUGCACGCCGGGGACAUACUCUACGCCCACUUGGAUAUCUGGAAGUCAGCCUCCCAGAUGCAAGAGCCCGGUUCCCCAGGCGACAGCUGGUCAGACGAAGCUGACUCUCAUGCCCCAGGCCAGACCACCCACCUGUGGCAGUUUCUGCUAGAGCUCCUGCUCCAUCCCCACAGCUAUGGCCGCUGCAUCCGCUGGCUCAACAAGGAGACAGGUACCUUUAAAAUCGAAGACUCGGCUCACGUGGCGAGGCUAUGGGGUCUACGCAAGAACCGACCGGCCAUGAAUUACGACAAGCUGAGCCGCUCCAUCCGCCAGUACUACAAGAAGGGCAUCAUCCGCAAGCCUGCUGCCUCCCAGAGGCUGGUCUACCAGUUCGUGUCACUGAGAGAGGAAGACUUAAAGUCCCAAAGCUAGGGAUGACGAAAUGACUCAGAGUGGAACACUAUCAGUUCGCUUAGGUCACAUGACCAUUCAGUUGACAUUUAUCCUCUGGAAUGAAGACUGCCCAACACAGCAAAACUAGCUCUUGGAAUCCUUGGAGAAAAGUCCUGAAAUUUCUACCAUGGAAAGCAGAGACUGCCUCACGUCGUUUGCCUGUUUUCAUAUUUCGUUCAUAGAACUUUUAGUUAAUUUGCUAGUUUUUAAGAAGAGGAUUUAUAUACUAUGUUGUCCAACAUAAUAGCCAGGGGCGUAUCCAUGAUGUUCAUCGAAUUGUGAUGUUAGUUGUUUAAUGGCAGCCACUAUACAGUUUACACACACACACACACACACACACACACACACACACACACACACACACACACACACACACACACACACACACAUUAGAUUAGAUUAAACUUUAUUGAGUUUGUAUUGUGUUUGUAUUCAUAUCUUCUCUAUUAAUUUAUAUGACAAGAACCAUAAUCCCAAGAAUGACAACCGUAACCCUACUCAUCUCUAACCUUACGCAACCAAACAAACAAGACUUUUAUCAUAUUGUGUUAAGAUUUGAGCUCCACAAUGUAAUA
Molecule: messenger RNA, 1691 nt
Organism: Brienomyrus brachyistius
Lineage: Eukaryota; Metazoa; Chordata; Actinopteri; Osteoglossiformes; Mormyridae
Product: SAM pointed domain-containing Ets transcription factor-like
Exons: 6
Coding region: 223-1095 (290 amino acids)
Biological process (GO): cell differentiation; regulation of transcription by RNA polymerase II
Cellular component (GO): nucleus
Molecular function (GO): DNA-binding transcription factor activity, RNA polymerase II-specific; sequence-specific DNA binding
Source: RefSeq, a predicted model, not a curated record